Hippocampus comes (tiger tail seahorse) is the source of this 1559-nucleotide messenger RNA. It is a transcript of the gene prrt2, whose product is annotated as proline-rich transmembrane protein 2. The transcript has 5 exons. Gene Ontology annotation, cellular component: membrane. The record is from RefSeq and is a predicted model, not a curated record. The coding region runs from base 202 to 960 and encodes 252 amino acids. NCBI's taxonomy places the organism in Eukaryota, Metazoa, Chordata, Actinopteri, Syngnathiformes, Syngnathidae.
UCUCCCCAUCCUCGCACACGGAUCCCCUCCCUUCGGAAGCGCGCACGCCAACACUGGAAAACGGCACCAUUUCUUCUCGGAUAACGUGCAAUGCAGCCAUUCGACUCGCCGCCGUUGUGUUGACACUAAAACGCCGAAAUACAGUCAUCAAAAAAGGUACGCCAGCUGUUGUUUUUCUUUUCAAUCCUCCCGGCUGUCAACAUGAUGCCCGCGUCGUCUCCUUCCGCCUGGCCCGGAGAGGAGCGACCGUCUCUGCUGGACCAGGAGGAGCCCGAUUUGAGCCAAGUGUCUGUGGCCAUCCCGUGCCCCUCCGUAGGAGUGGGCGAGCAGCUCCUAUGCAGCAGCAGCCCGGCCGGCGCCGGACCCCCACGCAGCAAGUCCAAAGGGGAGCUGGUCAUCGUCAUCAACGAGAAGCUGAAGAGCAGUAACGGGGUCCUCGCCAGUGAAAACCCCUCCCCCGUGGUCUCAUCGCCUCCCCGGCGUCAGCACUCCAUCUCAUACCCGCACCAUGCCAAGACCAGGAAGGGCAGUCGGGCGGGCUCCAUAGCCUACACCGCCUUCUCCCCCAGGCCCUCGCUGUCCCGCCACUCCAGCAUCGCCACCAACCCCCCCUUGGACCGCACCAAGGUGAAGGACUACCUCCUGCUCUCCGUGCUGGCUUGUUUCUGCCCCGUGUGGCCCAUUAACAUCGUGGGAUUUGUCUACUCCAUCAUGUCCAAGAACAGCUUGGAGCAAGGGAACUUGGAUGGCGCCGUGCGUCUGGGCCGCGUGGCCAAGAUGCUGUCCGUGGUAUCGCUGGUGGGCGGGACGCUCAUUAUCAUCGCCUGCAUUGUCAACCUGGCCAGGGCUCGCAAGUCACAAUGGUGUCAACAGAACAUUCAAAGGUGGGCAAUUUCCAUCGUGGCUGGAACACUUGCACGGCUCUCAGGUUUGUGGGAUUCAUCUUUAUUUCUUCAGUAAAAGAAAAAUGAAUGCAAAAUUUUUUUUUUUCUUUUUUCUUAAGAGGCAGAAUCAUUUGGUUGUAGUUCAGCCCCCGUGGCCUGGAGUCCAGUUGCUUGAUGUCACAUGUCAGAUUAGAUGAUGUUGUUGUUGUUGUUGUGUUGCUGCUCUUCUUGUCUGUAUCUCUCUGUGUGUGUAUCCGUGUUGACACAAUUAUUGCUCACACACGUCAACUCAGUCAAACUCGACAAGACAGACGAGAUCAGCUUUUAGAUUUGUGGGGUGAAACGUGCAGUCGUACAUUCGGCCUCUAAGGGGCACUAUUGGAUUUAUUGGCCGUAUGGAAGGAAAUGAGAGGAUAGCACAAAGCAAAUUCAUAAGAACAAUUUAUGCACUAAAAUAAACCAUGCUCACUUGAACUUUCAGAAGAACAAACACCCCUACGUCCAAACGAUAUAUAUUUUUACAGUUUUUUUUUUUAAAGCAUGCCUCACACACAAGUAUGCGUCUUUCCUUUAACGCCGUCCACAAAUAAAAAAUGGUUGCUUUGGAGAAUGCUCUGUGCUUGGUUAAAUGUAAAUUACAGAAAACCUCCACACGAAAUUGCUUUGUUUUUAGGA